Messenger RNA from Drosophila erecta, 1249 nucleotides. RefSeq lists its product as uncharacterized. The transcript is spliced from 3 exons. Lineage: Eukaryota; Metazoa; Arthropoda; Insecta; Diptera; Drosophilidae. Bases 224 to 769 code for a protein of 181 amino acids. The record is from RefSeq and is a predicted model, not a curated record.
AGUUUCGCACAGUGCAGUGACAACUACGUAUUGGAUUUGCCCCCGCGGUCGCCGCUGUGUCCGCAAUCCGAUCCCUACAAAAACGGCGUUGGUUUGCUGCCACAGCUCAGUUGUUCAAGAAACUUUGCCCAAAACUUUGCCCAAUUGGUUUUAAUUUAGAGGAAGAGCAUCCUGAAACCUUAAACAGGAGUCUAUUCCGAGAUCUAACCUCAAUAGCAGUGCAAUGACCCCCUUCUCGACGCGGCUCAGCCUGCUGGUGGCGGUGCUCCUAGUAGUGGCCCUGACUACCGAGGCGUGCUCAACUAAAGUGGGAAAAGUUCGCCGCCGAAUUCGCAAUAGUUCACACAGAUCAUCCAAUUCAAGAUCUAGUUAUAAUGAACCAGUUCCAUCGCCCCGCCCAGUUCCGGUGUUCAAUCCAGUUCAAGGCAUCAAGCCAUUCGCCAACUUAUUUGCUAGUACAGUAUUAAUGCCCCUUGUCCGCAAACCUGCCGAAGCACACAAGCCAACGUACAGAAGCCAACAAAACUCCACCAAUGCCCAUCAUGGGGGAGGAGCAUUGCCUGCAGGAGACGUUGACCAUCCAGAGGCGCCGCAGAAGUCCUCGUCAGGCUUGGGAUUGGGCACUGAUCUUUUGGCUGCAGCAGUGGGUGGCGCCAUCCAGGGACUCACUUCCAAUUCCUAUUUCGGAGGAGGCCACGGUAGUGACGACAAAAUCACCACCACAGAUGUGGGGUCGGGUACUAAGGUGAUAAAUGCUGGAGGAAACUAAGCAGCCGCUUCCCCAGCGCUGCCAGUGCCACCUGUUUAUGCCGCUCCACCUGCUACUGGCACUCAAGCUCUACCCGUUCCUCCAACCUCGCCAGUUGCAGGAUCAGUUCCAUUGGCGCCUUUGGGUCCUUCGCCACCUGCUCCCGCUGACCCAGCGGCACCUCCUGUUGCACCUGGAACUCCUGUGGCUCCUGUGACUCCUGGACCCGCAGUUGCACCCAAUCCGACGGAUCAAAAUGCGCCAGUUCCACCUGGACCUGCACCUGGCUCCCAACCGAUUAAAUUGCGAACUGUGGCAUAUGUUUUUUGAAUAUUUAACAACCUUCUUGCUUUACUUUCCAGAAAAUCCACACUCUUUUUAAAAAGAUCCAACCAAUAAUGUUAGCAUUUAAAUUUCAAGAAAUUGUAAAGACAUCGACACGAUUUUAAUUGGAUUAAUAUUAAUGUAAACUAAUUAUAUACACACAUUUUUCUUCGCAAA